Messenger RNA from Nannospalax galili (Upper Galilee mountains blind mole rat), 3592 nucleotides. RefSeq names its product adaptor related protein complex 3 subunit sigma 2 (gene Ap3s2). Gene Ontology annotation, biological process: Golgi to vacuole transport; intracellular protein transport. The transcript has 6 exons. The record is from RefSeq and is a predicted model, not a curated record. Bases 796 to 1464 code for a protein of 222 amino acids. Lineage: Eukaryota; Metazoa; Chordata; Mammalia; Rodentia; Spalacidae. Gene Ontology annotation, cellular component: AP-3 adaptor complex; intracellular membrane-bounded organelle; membrane coat.
UACUGGCACCAUGUCCAGCUGUUUCUCACGUUGGAGUAAUUUGUUUCCCAUGGAGUAAUUUCCCCCCUGUAAUAACACUGCUGGUGUGUACACGCCUAUAGCCGCAAUCACUUUAUUAUAAAUUCUAGAGCUGAACCCCCCAAGGCUAAUGUUUUAUGUGUCAUAUAGCUUAAAGCUUUCAUGAACACUGCUGCACAGUCCCUGAAAUAAGUCUGCAGCUUUACAGAUACCUUCGCCGCAGCGCAUACACUUGCCGCGCACCUUGCCCACAUCACAUCGUUAAAAGAGAGAACAAAAACAAGGGUGUUUCCAGUUUGGGAUCAUCGGUUCCUUCUAAAUGGAACUGUAAGAAAGAUCCUUUGAUUCCCUCUUUCAUAUGCAAGGGGAGACUUUUGCCUAAUUCACAGCAGUAUCAUAAUACUGAAAAAUAAAAAUGAACUCAAGAGCUUGCUGGUCGAGGAGCAGUCCAAUAAACAGUCCAAUAAACCGCGGGCGUUAGAAGGGCGGCAAGGGGCGACACAAGCUCCCGCGGCCCCCGCAAGUAGGCGCGGCUGCGGGUGUUGCUGCCCGGGAUCCGGGUAGCGGACGCUACAGGCGCUGCGCUGGGCUCAGAGGCUGGCCUCAGACCGAGACUCACGUCCUGGACGAACCGCGGCCGGCGACGCUCCUCGGCGACUACACACAACGGUCCUUCCCGGGGCAGCCCGCUGCCCUCUCCUGGGCGUCAGAGAGACUGGAACCUUCGGUGCCCGGAACCCCAAGCACCUCGGCUAAGUUUCUGGGAGCGGAUUUCAGAUGGCGCCAACCGGAAGUUCCCGUGUUGUGGCGGAAGGAGGUGCUUUCUGGGAGCAGCAGGUGCUGACUGAAGUCGGGCCGGCAGAGAUGAUUCAGGCGAUUCUGGUUUUCAACAACCAUGGGAAACCGCGGCUGGUCCGCUUCUACCAGCGUUUCCCAGAAGAAAUUCAACAGCAGAUUGUUCGAGAGACUUUCCAUCUGGUUCUCAAGCGAGAUGAUAACAUCUGUAACUUCUUGGAAGGUGGAAGUUUGAUUGGUGGCUCUGACUACAAACUGAUUUACCGGCACUAUGCUACCCUCUACUUUGUAUUUUGUGUGGAUUCAUCAGAGAGUGAGCUUGGGAUCUUGGACCUCAUCCAGGUUUUCGUGGAAACUCUGGAUAAGUGUUUUGAAAAUGUAUGUGAAUUGGAUUUGAUCUUCCAUAUGGAUAAGGUGCACUACAUCCUCCAGGAGGUAGUGAUGGGAGGAAUGGUGCUGGAAACAAACAUGAACGAAAUUGUGGCUCAGAUUGAAGCUCAAAACAGGCUGGAGAAAUCAGAGGGUGGCCUCUCAGCAGCCCCAGCACGGGCUGUAUCUGCUGUGAAGAACAUCAACCUGCCUGAGAUCCCACGGAACAUCAACAUCGGCGAUCUCAACAUCAAAGUUCCCAACCUGUCCCAGUUUGUGUGAAGGUCGAGGAUUGGGCUCAGCUGGAGUCCCUAGGACAAGCAAAGCCAGUCAAGUCCAGAACCAGAGCCCAUUCGAGCCUUCAGGGGAGUUAUGCCUCAGGACCCUGAAUCUCUCUGUCUGGGGAGACAGCUUGGCACAGAGUGAAAAGGGAAUCAGACACACACUGUUUAGGCAUAUUCAGAUCUCCCUCAGGCUGCCCUACCACUCUCUGAUACACAUGGCUAUGGUAGACAUCAGCAGGCCCUUCUGCCCCAGAAGGGAAUCAGCACACCCAAGCCACUUGUUCCUUUACCUCCUCCACACAGCUUCCCCCAAGGUUGGAGACUGGAACAGGCCACCUGCUUCCCAGGGCCCCACCACUGGGACUGAACACAUUUUCUAACUUCCUCCUUAGCUCCACCACAGGCUUCUGAAGUCCUGUGGUACUUGUGGCCAGAGACCAUAGGGCUAGCCUUUCAGAUGUGGAAUGUGGUAAGUGGCAGGUAAGGGCAGGGUUUAUAUCAGCUCUACCAGGACAUCUCAGAAUCCCUUUGUAUAGCCAAACUAUUUGGUUUCCACUUGGCUACAGAGCACAUUUCUCCCACUGGUAUAUUCCCAUUUUUUGUUGUUACAGGCAUCUGUGUGCAGGACACAGUUUAAAUUAUACUCUGACCGUCACCACCCUUCCCUCUUCAGAGGGUACACCCCUCCCCUCUCAGAGGGCCUACUCCCAGAGGAGAAGCCUUUAUCUGUAGAAUGUGAAGGCUGGAUCCUCCCAGGGUUAUGACUCUUCCUGAGUUUAAAAUACAAUGUCCUCUUGGAAGCAGAAGGUUGGGUUGCUGUGUUGUAAAUGAUAAAGCACUUCCCUUUGGACAGAAACCCCCUGGCCAGUCCCAGCUUCUGGAACUGAGAGGUUGAACUGGGGUGCUGUACAGAGCUAAGCCUGAAGCAUGCUGGCCAUGGUGCUAUGUAUUCUCCUUCCCUGAGUCCUGCUGUGGAUACAUCAGGCUUCCUCGGGUGACAUUCUCCCAGGACUGUGGAAGCCUGUCAUGUUUACAUGUACUGAGUCUUUCUUUCUAUGGCUAAUUUAGAGCUAAUACCAACUGCAGGAAGCAGGGCCUCUUGCUCCACACUGUUGGUUGGGUCUCAGGGGUAGUGGUGAGGCAGUUGCUGCAUCUUGGUGGGGAACUCUCCCAGUUCAGUCACCUCUCCUGCCUUCUGGCUGGACACACAGUCUGUUUCCCAUAGCCUCCAGUUUGCUGAUGAUGGUCCCAGCAGGACCAUGUGUCAGGACCCCAGCAUUUUUUAUUUUCCAGUAGUGCUCCCUGUACUUUGUGCCCAUUGCUUUCUGCAGCCUCUUGUCCUUACCCUUUCAGCACUUGUCAAAACCUCAGUGAUGGGCAGUUGGCCAGAAGGUAGGCCCCCUGGAAAUUGGGAAGAGGGAAUUUGAGGUGACUAGAUCUGACACCAAACUCCUGGUGCCAUUCUCAAAUCAUUUGCAUUUUCUUUUGUCAUCUUGCCACAUUCAUGCCCCUUUUAUAUUUGCUGACCAUGAAGUAGGAAUAAAGGAAGGAAACCAGUGUUUAUUUGCAUCUACUGUAAGAUGGUAUAGGCAAGAUCUUUUGGAAAUGCUCACCAUAGACAUCCUUAAACACAUUUUGCUGCUGAAGAAAGCAAGGUUAGUUUGGGUAACCUGCCUUUUGGUCACACAGGGCUAAGGUUUGAAAUUUGCCUGCCGGGCUUCAAAGUUCUAUUUUCUCCUUACUACUUAAGGUGAAUUCUCUCAGUUUAUCUUCUUUACAGAUAAGGAAAUUGAGUCUCAAAGGAAUUAAGCAACUUCUUACAAACCGUUUUUUUUAAAAGCCUGAUUUUCUAAGGUAGCCAGUGACUUGUCACAGACUAAGAGCAGGAGGGUCCUCUAUGUCCCUCUAGUUAACUGCCCAAGAUGAAGCCCACCCUGAGUGUUAAGUGUUGGGUUGAGGUCAUUGUUCUUGAGCUCCUUUGCUGUGCAGCUGAAUACACUGUUGAGUUGGAAGCACCGGGUAUCCUGGGGCAGUCUCAAUUUCAGAUGUUUACCUACUAAAAAUCACAUGGUUCCUUGUAACUGUCUCUUGGUCCUGUAGAUUAUAAAGGAAGCAUCCAUGCAACA